Acytostelium subglobosum LB1 is the source of this 726-nucleotide messenger RNA. RefSeq lists its product as hypothetical. The record is from RefSeq and is a predicted model, not a curated record. Lineage: Eukaryota; Evosea; Eumycetozoa; Acytosteliales; Acytosteliaceae. The transcript is spliced from 2 exons. Gene Ontology annotation, molecular function: peptidyl-tRNA hydrolase activity. The coding region runs from base 1 to 726 and encodes 241 amino acids.
AUGUCGACAUCAAAGCAGUUGCUCAACCUAUUCAAUACAGUCAAGGCUAAGCCAAACCCUAUUGUUGUGUUUGGUGUUGGUAACUAUGGCACAAUUGCAAGCCGCAACAGUAUUGGAGCAAGGACAGUGGACUAUUUGGCAAACAACUUAAAGAUGGAUUGGAUCAACUUCAAGGACUGCAGCACAAUGUUGUCGUACUCACCAGAGAAUCACUUGCUGCUCGUCAAGCCAGACACUUAUCUCGUCAAGGACAACUUUGAGGUGCUGAGCAGGAUCGUGCGUCUCAUGCCCAACAUCAAGUCCAACACAUUCUUGGCCAUCCACUAUGAGCAUCUCUUCAAGCUGGGUGUUGUCGAGCGUAUCAAGGGAGGUCGUACCAAGCACAACCCCGGCCUUGCCGGCAUCACCUCUGUCUUCCAGACCGAGCAGUACUAUCGCGUCUCUAUGGGCAUCAAUCAUCCCAUCGACCAGAUCACCUUUGAGCAGACAUUGUACUCGAUGGGCAGCGUGUAUGGCGACCUGCAAACACCCUUCCUGCUCAACCGUUUCCCAGAUGUUCAGUUGGAGCUCGUCGACAAGGUCGUCGUGCCCUACGCAGCCAACGAAGUGCUGACAGCUGUGCUCGAGAUGAAGCAGCUCUCUGAGGACAAGAAGGAGAUCGACGAAUACAACCUCUACCGCUUCAAGUCACCGCGUGUCGAGAGGAAGAACAUCGAGAUGGCUUAG